Phyllostomus discolor (pale spear-nosed bat) is the source of this 2417-nucleotide messenger RNA. It is a transcript of the gene MREG, whose product is annotated as melanoregulin. The coding region runs from base 277 to 918 and encodes 213 amino acids. The transcript has 5 exons. Gene Ontology annotation, cellular component: melanosome. The record is from RefSeq and is a predicted model, not a curated record. Gene Ontology annotation, biological process: melanosome transport; melanocyte differentiation. NCBI's taxonomy places the organism in Eukaryota, Metazoa, Chordata, Mammalia, Chiroptera, Phyllostomidae.
AAGCGGAAAAAAAAAAAAGCUCCGACAAAACACGCUCGCCAAACAAAACCCAAGUGGAGGAAAGCGCACCGCCCUGCAGAGCCUGGGCGGUGGAGGCUCCUCUGGCCUCACCCGCAUCCCAGGCCGCGGCGUGAUGCGUACAGACCGGCCUGCGACGCCCGGCCCGCGACUGUCCCCGCACCUGGAUGCCGGCCCCGUGGCCGCGCCCCUGCCGCGCUCGCUCGCCCCCGCGGCUUUCUCCGAGUCUGCCGGCGCCAGCGGGGCAGCUCGCUCUCCAUGGGGCUGAAGGACUGGCUGAGGACCGUGUGCUGCUGCUGCUGCCCGUGCAAGUGCCUGGAGGGGCCUGCCGACUCCGAGAAGGAGCCCUUGGUCAGUGACACCAACCCAUACUCUUCCUUUGGAGCCACUCUGGAGCGGGAGGAUGAAAAGAACUUGUGGAGUAUGCCCCACGACGCGUCCCACACAGAGGCGGACGAUGACAGAAUCCUGUACAAUUUGAUCGUCGUCCGCAAUCAGCAGGCCAGAGACUCAGAGGAAUGGCAGAAACUCAACUACGACAUCUACACCCUGCGACAGAUGCGACGGAAAGUGCGAAACAAAUGGAAACGCAUUUUAGAAGAUUUAGGUUUUCAAAAGGAAGCAGACUCUUUGUUGUCGGUGACGAAACUCAGCACCAUCAGUGAUUCUGAGAACACCAGGAAAGCGCGAGAGAUGUUGUUGAAGCUGGCCGAAGAGACCACGAUUUUUCCAGCAGGGUGGCAGCUCUCGGAGAGGUAUCUCUUUGUUGUGGACCGUCUCAUUGCUCUCGACGCUGCAGAAGAGUUCUUUAAAACCGCCUGCCGAACUUACCCCAGGAAGCCUGGGGGGCCGUGCCUGGCGGAUGACCAGAAAGAACUGCACCGCCUUCCAAGUCCCUAGAGGAGAGGCUGGGAGGCAGAGCUGGAAUUCUUCCACUGGGACUCCAACGGCCAACCAGACCCGGACUGAUGAGAGUAGAUAAGAGAGGGCAAGUAGAGGGCUAAGUGAAAAACAAUUCUGAAUCCUACCAAAAUCCGAGGAUUUGGAUAUCUGGUCUUCACGAGGACCUUAUUCUGUGAGAUGUUCAGGCUGCAUGACAGCACCCUGGUGGUGCAAUUCUUGCAUCAAAGAGUUGGUCGAUGGGAUAUUUCAUCACGCAUGGUUGGAUUCCAAGAACCCAUUGGCCUCAUUCUGGUUUGGGUUGUGUGAUAAGCCUUAAUCGUUAAUCCUAUUGGGAGAAUGGGAUAGUCUGGUUAGUAAAAUGGCAAGAUUAGUGGAGAGAGCUCUCACUGAGCUCAAUAUGGAUUACCAGUUUUAGAAUAAUCGUUAUACAUAUAGGCUAAUAUGUACCAAAAUAGUACCGGGCACUAUGUGACCAUUCUUUAAUUUGGAAAAAAAACCUAUAGAACCUGGGAGAGUGUCAGAGGCAUCGUUUUAAGUAUCAGUUGUAGUAAUUUAGAAAUACAGAUGUACCAGGUAAUAGCAGUGUCUAAGAGGGCUUCCCAGACACAAGUUCCAGACAGAAUGAUCCCAAGCAGAACAUCCUACAGCUGCAUGUAAAAAACUCUGCCCCCAGUUAUGGUACACACCUCUGAAAUCCCCAGCACGGUUGGUGUCUGGUUACCUCCUCUUUGCACACUCUCCACUUCCAAUCCAAAAGCUCUUGAUAUUUUAUCCAGGAUAAAAUCUAUAAACAGAAACAUUUGGCCUCUCCUUCCUGCAAAAGUUACUUGCCCUUUAAGCAAGGAGCUUGCCAAGAAAUCAGGGUUCAUUUUAUGGAACAGACUUUCAGAACUUGAAAGGUUCAUGAGUAGAUUGCUGAGAACAAUGGCAAUACUGUCACUUUUGCAGAUUUUGCUCUUCUGACUGUAGGCUAAAAUGUAACUGUUUGUAGUCUGACCCAGGGAGCCAUGACUUGAAAAUGCCCAUACCCUGAAUACUUUCUCUGGUAGUGUAUGCAAUGUUUAAAUUAUUUGUUAGAGGAGACACAUGUUCUCUCUUAUUAAUGAAUUGCAGACUAAUUUAACCGAUUCCGUUAGAAAAUUUUCCCCUAGUUUCACAAUAAGCUAAAAGCCUUAUUAUUUUUUUAAAUAUUUAGUGCCUAAUCCCUUUCAUGUGGUUUAAAAUUAGCCUGAAGAUAUUUUCCCUCCCUUCGCUGGGCUCUUGCAAGGUAAACAUACAAACAGCUAAACGGACAAAAUCAAAAACAAACAAUAAAAUAAAUUUAAAAAAAAAGAAAAAGCAUUGUUUUUUUCUCCUCGGAGUUUGUGUUUUGUCUUUGUGUUUGUGUUCAGUGUCAAAAUAGAUGAGGUUGUUUGCAUCUGCGGAGAUGGAAGUGUAACCGUAGUCUUUAUUUUGGGUAAUGAAUGACUAAGGAUAGUAUCGUCGCUAUGGUUAUA